Molecule: messenger RNA, 3126 nt
Organism: Choloepus didactylus (southern two-toed sloth)
Lineage: Eukaryota; Metazoa; Chordata; Mammalia; Pilosa; Megalonychidae
Product: basic proline-rich protein-like
Exons: 10
Coding region: 1-3126 (1041 amino acids)
Source: RefSeq, a predicted model, not a curated record
AUGAAGGCUGGGCAAGCUGGGAAGGAGCUGCAGGGGCCACGCUCCUUCCAGCACCAUCCGAGUGUGAGCCCAUCCACCUUAAGAGCAAAUAAAAGGAGAAAUGAGGUGCACUGUGGCCUGGAGGCCACUCAGGGUGGGGGUUUUGGAGCUCCCAGCCCACAGAGAGGCCUGGGCUUUGGGGAGACAUCCCCUCGCCCAGCCCCUGCCCAGCCAUCACGUGCCACCAAAGGCCUUGCAGAAAAUGACAGGUGCGGAGGGGGCGGGUGGAAGGUGAGCUCCAAACCAGAGCACAGGUCCCAAGAACGCAGCUUCCCAGAGGACACCCAGCCCGGGGCAGGCUCUGUGCCGUCUCCGGAGGACGGACAUGGACCCUGGAAGCCCCAGGCCCAGAGUGGGGUGAGCAGAGCAGAGCGCCUGGGGCAGAUAGGGUGUCGGCCUCCAAGUCAGCAAGGAGGUGCAAACCGCAAUCCCCGUGAGCUCGUGGCAAGCCAGGGGCCUUCAUCUCGGCUGGGUCUCAGGGAGCCUGGAGCCCCGAAGGUCUCCUUGAGAAGGACCCGGAAGCUGGAGACCCCACCAGGGAGCGGGUCCAGCCCCUCCACCCCAGCGUCCGGCAUCCGGCAGGUUCAGGAGUUCCAGAGAGCCAGGAAAGGGGCAGCGCGAGCCACCCAGCAGCGACGCGACACAGGCGCCACGCAAACCCACACGGAGCAGCGCGCCAACACUGCCGUACGGAUGACGGCACCCACCAGAGACGGAGCAGGGGACCCCGGCACCGGAACAGGGGCGCACACACCCCACACGGCCCUUCUAAAUGCGCCCCGCGCGGGAGCAGCGGGCUUGGCAGACCCAGACCGCCAGGGCCCCAGCCUAGCCCCAUCUGCAAAGCAGCUGGCCCCGCUCAGCCAGUCCCCACCCGGUCCCCAAAUCCCUGGGUGGGGCCCAGCGCAGGGCAGGGGCCGCGAGCUAAUGUGGCAGAAACGGCCUCGGCCCGGCUGUGACCCUGGACCCCGGGGCCACACGACGGGAGAGGCCUGGGGCAGGGCAGAGGCGCUCCUGGGCGAGGACGGGGCUCCCUGCCGACACCCGGGAGGACUGAAGGGGUCAGGCCACAGCCAAGGGCCUGGGUUUGAAUUCAGGCUCAGCCGUGCUUCGGCAGCCUCAGUCUCCUCCUGCCUGUGGCCUGGAGGCCAGGAGGCCCCAGAUGGGGGAGUCUAUGGGAUGGAGGCUGACCUGGUCCCCCCACCUGGCCUGGACAGGGACCCAGACGUCUGGGUUUUCCACAAGCUCCUCAAGUGGGAGAGCAGGUGGAGCCCCAACCCCCCACCAGGACCCCAGAGCUUCCCUGCAGAGCGGCCCCGCCUCCGCUGCCCUCGGCAGAGCCCCCUCAGCCGGCAAGGGCAGGGCAGAGUGGGUGGGCCUGGGUGGGGCUGCGGUAUCCGCAGGAGGGGGCGCUCCGUGUCACGCGGCAUCCGCGUCUUCAGGGCGCAGCCGGCCAGCCCUGGGCGCCGGGACCCCCACCUCCUCCUCCUCCUGCAGCCCCGAGCCCCAAUCCGCUUGCCUGGGCAGACCUUUAACCCCAGCAAUGCGGCACCCCAAGGACGGGGCGGCCGCUUGGGGCGGGGUCCCUUGGUCUUUGGGGAAAAGUCCCUUUUCCUGGAGACGUGGGCGCGCCUCGGGUCCGCGCCGGGCGACGUCGUGCCCGCGCCCCGCAGGCCCCAUGACUUGGCAUUCCUUCUUUCCCUUCCCCCUCCUGCCCCCCACCCAGCACCGAGCCCCCCGCAGCCCGCUGGCCCUCCCUCCCGACGCGGAUCCUGCCUCCGGCCCUUUCGCAGCGAGAGAGCGACGCGGAUGGUUUUAGGGGGCGUUGAGGAGAAGGCGGCUAUGAAGGGGGAAUGCAGGGGUCUCCGCUACCAUCGUCCCUUCCUGUCACCGGAGCCCAAGCGCCUGGGAAACGCCACCAGCCGACACGACGCGGCCCCGCAGCCCCCUCCCCACCCGUGGCCGAGCCACACCUGUUACUGGGGCCCUGGCUGCGUAGACCCCGGCCGCGUUCGCGGGCGGCCCUUCCCCGGCGGCCGGCCUUUCUGGAAGGGGCGAGGGUCUCUCCGGAAGCGGGCUCGGCCCCGAGCGGGGUGGACGGGCAGCGCGGUGCUGCACCCGGAGCUGGCGGCCGGUUCCCCCGCCGCGGCCGCCCCGCCCCCCGCCUGUUUUGCUCGCGGCUCCGGCGCCCGCCCUCCCCCACCCCGGGGACCAGGGCAGCUGCCCGCGCCCCGCCGCCCCGGCGCGCCAUCCCCGGGCCGCAUCCGCAUCCUCGGCGCGGCCUCCGCCCGCCGCAUCCCGCUGGGCCGGCUCCUCUCCCGGGGAGGGGGCUGCCGGGCACCCCAGAGGCGCGCGACCCCCGCCCACCCCGGGAAACGGUCGCCUGGCCGAGCCGCGCUUGCAAAACGGGCGGACACCCCUGAAUUUGCCCCAUUGUUCUCCGCGGGGACGGGGGAAGGGAAGGAGCCGCGCCUAGGACGGGGGCAUCGGUCCCGGGCCCCCCACUCGGGCCCCCCAGCCCGGGUUACCCCGGCGCGCGCAGCGGCUGCAGGUGCGCGACGCGGGCGCGGGCGGCGGCCUCACCUCCCGGCGUCAGUGGCGGCGGCCCGGCAUGAGCGCGGCGGCCCGCGGGUCCCCGAGCGCAGAGCUGCUGCUGCUGCCGCCUCCCGGGCUGCGCCGGGCGCUGUGACCGCGACGCCGCGUGACGGUCGCGCGCCCCCGGCCCGGCCCCCCCCCCCCGCGCCCCCUCCCGCCGCGCUGGUUGGCUGCGCGCGGCGCCCGAGCCCCAGCCGCCAGCUGGUUUGUCGCGCGCGGAGAGGGACGGGCGUCGCCGCCGCGGCCGGGGAGGGGGCUGGGGCCGGCCGUGACGUCAGCGCUGACACCGCGGCGCGCUCGCCGGGGAGGGGGGCGACAGACCGCGCAGCCCCGACGCGGCGCCCCCCGCCCCGGCGCGGCCCCCGCGCGCCUCGCCUCACUGGGAAGAGGUACCCCGCGGCGCCCACCUUCGACGCCCCCAGACCCGAGGCCCCCCCGAAGGUGUCCGUGGGGGCCACGCGCCGGGCCCUCCCCCAUCCUGGCCUCUUUUAA